AAGAAUGUAAGGUAUUUCUUUUCAGCUUCAUAUCAUCGAAGGAUUAUGGAGCUUUCAGGAGUUGGAUCAGUUCUUUAUUGUCAACAGAAAUACAUCAUUGAUGGAACAAGAGCAUUUAGUAUUUGUAUUUUCUUCAAUAUGUCUACGCUAUCUCGGUGACCCUGGAUAUCAACAAGGUAUUGGUCAGGAACUUGGUGUUAGUCAAGCAACGGUAUUUCGUACUGUGGAUAGAGAUGUGAACAGCAUAGUUGCACAGUCGAACGAAUGGAUCAAGUUUCCAACUACCUACCAUAAACUGAUGGAGGCCAGGCGGACAUGGCAAAGCAUGUAUAAAUUUCCGACAGAAAUUUGCGUAAUUGAUUGUACACAUAUAGGAAUCCUGAAACCAAAUCGCCAUGGAGAUGAGCAUAUCAACCGAAAAGGGAAACCUACUUUAAUGUGCAAGCCACUUGUGAUGCCAGAGAGAUGUUCACAUGUGUUGAUGUCAGUUGGGCUGGAUCAGUCCCUGAUUCCAGAAUAUGGAGAAUUUCACAGACUAGAUCACAACUAAUAAAUAAAGCAAAUGUUGUACUACUUGGCGAUGACGGUUAUGGUAUUGUGCCAUGCCUUAUGACUCCCUUCAAAAAUCCUACUCCAGGUGCAGAAAUCAAUUAUAAUAAGCUUUUGGAACAACAAACAGUUAUAAUCGAACGAUGUUUCGGCCAACUGAAACGCCGGUUUCCUAUGUAUGUUUGCCGCGUAAAGUUGGAAAAUGAGCCGAAAAUAAUUAUUGCUUGUAUUGUACUCCAUAAUGUUGCGAAGAGCUUGGACGAUCCUGAAUCUGAGUUAGUUGAACAAGACUCAGAUGAAGAUGAAGGAAAUCAUGAGAAUGACGAACUUCCUCUCCGCCAACCAGGUCAUCAAAUAAGAAGGAACUUGAGUAUUAUAAUAAAUAGUUUUACUGAUUAAAGUAUAUUUAUACGUUAUAACAAGUUUUAUUUUCGUGAACAUCAUAAAUUCCACGUGGC
This is a messenger RNA of Acanthoscelides obtectus, 1007 nucleotides long. NCBI's taxonomy places the organism in Eukaryota, Metazoa, Arthropoda, Insecta, Coleoptera, Chrysomelidae. The record is from the annotation of a GenBank genome assembly.